UACAUUCGAACAAAACACAACGACGAUGACUACGAAAAAAAUAACCAGAUAUUUACUAUUACUAGUGUUGUCUGCCUUGGUCACUAGUCAACAGCUUGUUGAGGCGCAGGCUUUAAGCUGCGAGGGAAAGUCGGUUGUGUGCGUGGGACCGAUUACCUAUCAGAGAUGCAGUGGAGGCGUCACUUCCGGAGAUGUUAUACUGUGCGGUGCCAAUACUCGAUGUGUGAACGAUAGUGUCGAGAUAUGCGUCCCAGUCAAGGUUCCAGAGGCGGAACCUUCAGCUGCCCCGUUGACUGAUAGUCCGGCCAGUAUUAGCUUGCCAGCAAUUCUUGUGCAGGCAGCUACAAUUCAGAUCACUGAUGCUCCUGUACAAUCCACUGCAGCUCCUGUGUUGACUACUUCUUCCACGGAAGCUCCAGUUGAGACAACUGACACAACUGUUGGGCCAUGGGAAACCACUACGCAGCCCAUUGACUCUACAACAGUUGGAACAAACGCACCAGUUGAGCCUGAAUCGACUCUACCGAGCAUACCCGAAGAAACAACUAUUGCCGACACAACUAGUGCACCGGUCGGUACUACAUUGAGCCCAGUGAAUCCUACUGCACCCAUUGAUCCACUUGAUCCUACUACUACUGUGAGCCCUGCAGAUCCCAACGCUCCUGUAGACCCUAAUGCGACAACUACUGUGAGCCCUGCAGACCCCAAUGCACCUGUCGACCCAAGUGAUCCAAAUGUACCAGUUGACCCCAAUGCUCCUUUGGAUCCGAAUGCAACAACUACUGUCAGCCCAGUAGAUCCUAACGCACCAGUUGAUCCUAAUGCGCCCGUCGAUCCUAAUGCAACAACUACCGUGAGCCCUGUAGAUCCUAACGCACCAGUUGAUCCAAAUGUAACAACUACUGUGGGCCCUGUAGAUCCUAAUGCACCAGUUGAUCCUAAUGCACCUGUGGAUCCCAACGCGCCAGUGGAUCCCAAUGCGCCAGUUGAUCCUAAUGCACCUGUGGAUCCCAACGCGCCAGUGGAUCCCAAUGCGCCAGUUGAUCCUAAUGCACCCGUAGAUCCUAAUGUAACAACAACUGUCAGCCCAGUUGAUCCCAAUGCGCCAGUUGAUCCCAAUGCGCCCGUGGAUCCUAAUGCAACAACUACUGUGAGCCCUGUAGAUCCUAAUGCUCCAGUUAAUCCCAACGUGCCAGUAGAUCCCAAUGCUCCAGUGGAUCCAAAUGCUCCCGUCGAUCCCAACGCACCCGUGGAUCCGAACGCACCAGUUGAUCCUAAUGCGCCCGUCGACCCUAAUGCUACAACUACUGCCAGCCCAGUAGAUCCUAACUCACCAGUUGAUCCUAAUGCGCCCGUCGACCCUAAUGCAACAACUACUGUGAGCCCUGUAGAUCCUAAUGCUCCCGUGGAUCCGAACGCACCUGUGGAUCCUAAUGCUCCCGUCGAUCCCAACGCACCCGUGGAUCCUAACGCUCCAGUUGAUCCCAAUGCGCCCGUAGAUCCUAAUGUUACAACUACUGUGAGCCCUGUAGACCCCAACGCUCCAGUUGAUCCUAAUGCACCAGUGGAUCCUAAUGCGCCAGUUGAUCCAAAUGCUCCCAUCAGCCCGGUGGACCCCAACGCACCAGUCGAUCCUAAUGCACCAGUUGAUCCUAACGCUCCAGUCGAUCCCAAUGCUCCAGUCAGCCCCGUAGACCCGAAUACGCCAGUCGAUCCUAACGCUCCAGUCGAUCCCAAUGCUCCAGUCAGCCCCGUAGACCCGAAUGCGCCAGUUGAUCCCAAUGCACCAGUCGAUCCUAAUGCACCAGUUGAUCCCAACGCACCAGUUGAUCCUAAUGCCCCAGUCGAUCCCAAUGCACCAGUCGAUCCUAAUGCACCAGUUGAUCCUAAUGCCCCAGUCGAUCCAAAUGCACCAGUCAGCCCGGUGGACCCCAACGCACCAGUCGAUCCUAAUGCCCCAGUCGAUCCUAACGCUCCAGUCGAUCCAAAUGCGCCAGUUGAUCCCAAUGCACCAGUCAGCCCGGUGGACCCCAACGCACCUGUGGAUCCUAAUGCUCCCGUCGAUCCCAACGCACCCGUGGAUCCUAACGCUCCAGUUGAUCCCAAUGCGCCCGUAGAUCCUAAUGUUACAACUACUGUGAGCCCUGUAGACCCCAACGCUCCAGUCGAUCCUAAUGCACCAGUUGAUCCUAAUGCCCCAGUCGAUCCAAAUGCACCAGUCAGCCCGGUGGACCCCAACGCACCAGUUGAUCCUAAUGCACCAGUUGAUCCUAAUGCUCCAGUCAGCCCCGUAGACCCGAAUGCGCCAGUUGAUCCCAAUGCACCAGUCGAUCCCAAUGCUCCAGUCAGUCCAGUGGACCCCAACGCACCAGUUGAUCCUAAUUCCCCAGUCGAUCCUAAUGCACCAGUCGAUCCCAAUGCACCAGUCGAUCCUAAUGCACCAGUUGAUCCUAAUGCCCCAGUCGAUCCAAAUGCGCCAGUCAGCCCGGUGGACCCUAACGCACCAGUUGAUCCUAAUGCACCAGUUGAUCCUAACGCUCCAGUCGAUCCCAAUGCUCCAGUCAGCCCCGUAGACCCGAAUGCGCCAGUUGAUCCCAAUGCACCAGUCGAUCCCAAUGCUCCAGUCAGUCCAGUGGACCCCAACGCACCAGUUGAUCCUAAUUCCCCAGUCGAUCCUAAUGCACCAGUCGAUCCCAAUGCACCAGUCGAUCCUAAUGCACCAGUUGAUCCUAAUGCCCCAGUCGAUCCAAAUGCGCCAGUCAGCCCGGUGGACCCUAACGCACCAGUUGAUCCUAAUGCACCAGUUGAUCCUAACGCUCCAGUCGAUCCCAAUGCUCCAGUCAGCCCCGUAGACCCGAAUACGCCAGUCGAUCCUAACGCUCCAGUCGAUCCCAAUGCUCCAGUCAGUCCAGUGGACCCCAACGCACCAGUUGAUCCUAAUUCCCCAGUCGAUCCUAAUGCUCCAGUCGAUCCCAAUGCUCCAGUCAGCCCCGUAGACCCGAAUGCGCCAGUUGAUCCCAAUGCACCAGUCGAUCCUAAUGCACCAGUUGAUCCAAACGCACCAGUUGAUCCUAAUGCCCCAGUCGAUCCCAACGCACCAGUUGAUCCUAAUGCCCCAGUCGAUCCUAACGCUCCAGUCGAUCCAAAUGCGCCAGUUGAUCCCAAUGCACCAGUCAGCCCGGUGGACCCCAACGCACCAGUUGAUCCUAAUGCCCCAGUCGAUCCUAACGCUCCAGUCGAUCCUAAUGCCCCAGUCGAUCCCAAUGCACCAGUCAGCCCGGUAGAUCCCAACGCACCAGUCGAUCCUAAUGCCCCAGUCGAUCCUAACGCUCCAGUCGAUCCAAAUGCGCCAGUUGAUCCCAAUGCACCAGUCAGCCCGGUAGAUCCCAACGCACCAGUCGAUCCUAAUGCCCCAGUCGAUCCUAACGCUCCAGUCGAUCCAAAUGCGCCAGUUGAUCCCAAUGCACCAGUCAGCCCGGUAGAUCCCAACGCACCAGUCGAUCCUAAUGCCCCAGUUGAUCCUAACGCUCCAGUCGAUCCAAAUGCGCCAGUCAGGCCGGUGGACCCCAACGCACCAGUCGAUCCUAAUGCCCCAGUUGAUCCUAAUGCCCCAGUUGAUCCGAAUGCUCCAGUCAGCCCGGUGGACCCCAACGCACCAGUUGAUCCUAAUGGCCCAGUCGAUCCUAACGCCCCAGUCGAUCCAAAUGCUCCAGUCAGCCCCGUGGACCCGAAUGCGCCAGUUGACCCCAAUGCACCAGUCAGCCCGGUGGACCCCAACGCACCAGUUGAUCCUAAUGCUCCAGUCGAUCCUAAUGCACCAGUUGAUCCCAACGCACCAGUUGAUCCUAAUGCCCCAGUCGAUCCCAAUGCUCCAGUCAGCCCCGUGGACCCCAACGCACCAGUUGAUCCUAAUGCUCCAGUCGAUCCUAAUGCACCAGUUGAUCCCAACGCACCAGUUGAUCCGAAUGCACCAGUCGAUCCAAAUGCUCCAGUCAGCCCCGUGGACCCGAAUACGCCUGUUGAUCCCAAUUCUCCAGUAGAUCCGAAUGCACCCAACGCACCUAUCCCAUCAGUUCCUAUAUAUCCUGGCGGACCAGGCUCAUGGCCGUGGGUUCAACCAAGCCGCCCAACACUUCCGGGCCAUCCUCUGCCUCCUUUCCGCCCAGGCUUCCCCAAUUUCCCCGUCUGGCGACCAGUGCCCCCUGGCUCCAAUGGAAAUAAUGCCGGAUCUGCAGGUGGCAACAACAAUGAAAACGGCAGCGCCAGCAAUUCUGGUAACGGAAACAGUAAUAAUAACAAUGGUCAGGUGAUUCCGCCCCGUCGUCCUCUGUUGCCAUUCUGGCCCAAUUGGAAAAACUGGGUCAACAGCUGGCGCAACAGUAGGAAACCUGUCACGACUACUGCAGCGCCAAUAGCUAGCCAGCCCGAGGGUAACAACGAUGGUUCCGGAUCUGAAAGUGCCGCUCCUGUGGAGAAGCCAGUAUCGCCACCAGCUAAUAUUCCUCUACCUAAUGAAAACGCCUCUGUAGAAGAGAAAAAGGGAGGUAAGAACAAACCAAAGCCUGUGGAAGAUCAGUCUAAGGAGCAAAAGAAGCCAAGCAGCUCCGUUGAAAAUGCAUCCGUAGAAGAGAAAAAGGAAAACAAACCGAAAGAUUCCAAGGAGCAAAACAAACCAAUUGAAAAUAGCUCUGCUGAAAAGAAGAGCGAUAAGAAGGAUAAAAAGGAUAACAAAGAUCAGAGCAAAUCUGACGAUUCCAAAGACUCAAAGGAGGAAAAGGACAGCGAGAAGAAAAAGUCAAAAGAUAAUGAGAACGAUGAUGAGCUGAGUUCGAAGGAACGUAAAGAAAAGGCAAAGGAAAUCGCUAAGAAGAUAAAAGACGAGGACGACUGCGACGAGGACGACGUUUAUCCUGAUGUAAAAGACUGCAAGAAGUAUUACCGCUGUGAGGUCAAGCAAUCUGGCGAGCGCAAACUCGUGCACUUGCGUUGCGAUAAGAAGCAACGCUUCGAUUUCCCCACCAAGAGUUGUGUAGACAAGGACGAUGCUCGUUGCUUGCGCAAAUAAUGCUUCCAUGCAGAACGAACACAUACGAAAGGACAUAACUCUGUAACAAACCACUAUCCUAUAUAAUAUCAUAAUAAAUUAUUUAAUAUUGGCAACCCAUAAUACAUACUUACCUUUUUUUUUUGUUAACUUAUAAUUUAUUAGUAUUUCAAAUAAAAUAAAUGUGCCCAAUCA
This is a messenger RNA of Scaptodrosophila lebanonensis, 5239 nucleotides long. Its product is annotated as mucin-2. NCBI's taxonomy places the organism in Eukaryota, Metazoa, Arthropoda, Insecta, Diptera, Drosophilidae. Bases 26 to 5065 code for a protein of 1679 amino acids. Gene Ontology annotation, cellular component: extracellular region. The record is from RefSeq and is a predicted model, not a curated record. Gene Ontology annotation, molecular function: chitin binding. The transcript is spliced from 2 exons.